GGACACUUUAUUGAGUUGAAUCAUUGGGAAAUAGAGAGGGAAUUUCAAGACAUAAGAUGUCACUUUCUAAAGAUUACGUUACGGACUCAGAAUCUGACGAGGAGCAAGUCUUCACUGUUCCAAAGAACUACCAAAAAGUUGUCCCUACAAAGCUCCCGACCAAUAAGGAGAUUUGGCUCAUCAAGGCCCCAAAGGGCUUCAACUUUGAUAAACUGUCAAAGAUGCCUCUAAGUUUCAAUCCAAUGGAAGAGAGUAAUCCACUGGAACAGAACGGUAAGACAUUUGUCAUCCAAGAAGAUCUUACGGAUUUGGUAUCGGAAGGUGCCAAGUUCAAAGUCAUUGGUGAUGGGAUGAGAGACAUAAAGAGAUUCUAUAACGUUAGAGAAAAAGUGAAGAUUCCAAGCAUCAACUACGAUAAAGUUGUGAAACCAAGAAAGGACGUGAGAAAGGUCAAUGGUCUUCAGAAACAGCACUUUGCUACGGGUUACGGACGUGCCACGGGGGAUGAAACAAGUGACGUUGAAGUGGAUGAAGAUGUAGACAUGGAUACCACACCAGUGAAGAAAGAGAAGAAGGAAAAGAAGGAAAAGAAGGACAAGAAGGAGAAGAAGGAAAAGAAGGAAAAGAAAGAAAAGAAGGAAAAGAAGGAAAAGAAAGAGAAGAAGUAAAAUCUACAAUAUCCUCAGUUACAUUUUUUUUCUCG
Messenger RNA from Williopsis jadinii, 703 nucleotides. It is a transcript of the gene RPA34, whose product is annotated as DNA-directed RNA polymerase I subunit RPA34. The record is from RefSeq and is a predicted model, not a curated record. The transcript has a single exon. Bases 57 to 668 code for a protein of 203 amino acids. Gene Ontology annotation, biological process: transcription by RNA polymerase I. Lineage: Eukaryota; Fungi; Ascomycota; Saccharomycetes; Phaffomycetales; Wickerhamomycetaceae.